ACGAAAAGUCACUCGGAGUGACUCAUAACUCCCAAUCCCUCUCUAAUUACUUCAAAAAGUCAAGUAAUCCCGUCAAUAAUCAUUAGAAAUCAUGAUUUGUACCAAUAAAGUGAUCAGAAUUAUUAGUUCUUCAUGAAAAAACAGGUCUACAGUCGAUUUUCUCGAAGGAAUUCCCUGGGACACGUGAGUAAAGUUCUAAAGUGGAUUUCCCCGAGGAAAAUUGAAGGAAAUUUUUUUCCAAAAUAAAAGGGACAAGUGAAUUCAUGCAGUGAAAAUGUUCGGGAGGACAAAGUGCAAGGAAGUUCCAAUCCUCGUCGAGCUCGAGGAACAAUUGACCAGUGAUUCGUGCGCGAAGAUCAUCACCGAGUUGAUGAAGUAUGUUCUGUACCAGAAGCAGCAGAUUCCAUUCUCGUGUGACUCACUGGUGCAGCUCCAGACGAGGUUCAAGCCUAAUGACAGGAAUUAUGGGUUCACGAGGAACCUUUUUAGUGCCCUGGAGAGCAUCUCGGGGGAGUUGACUGAGCAACUGCACCUCGGGGGGUGCGAUGUUAAGGAGGUGGUGAUCGUCAUUGGGGCCACCACGAUAUCUCCGAAGUUCUUGGUCAGGGUGGAGAUCCCAGGAAAUAUUUUGAGCAGUCGGAGGCAUAUGGAGUAUCAGCAUUCGUAUAGGAAACCUCUGCUGACGUUGAUGAGAACUGUAAUCGAGUGUCAGGAGUUCCAGGAAGCCAUGACAGUUCCUCUGGGUCCCACGAACACCUUCGUGCUCCUGCAGAAGAGCGACUCGAACCCAAAAUCCGAUUUUUUCCUCCCCAAGCCCCACUACUCCCCGAACAGCCAGACCUCAAGUUUCUGCAUAAGACUCCACCACAAGGAGAUCGUCGAGGACUGUCAGUGCUCCAGUGUUGUCAGGCCUUACUACGACAACCCGAAGGACCGGCCGGAGGAAAUAGCCGAGGAGAAACAGGAGAUCGUCGCCCCCUACCUCUGGUACCAGUCGAGGGAAGUCGUCAAGGGGUUCAAGUACCAGAGAUAACACUGGAUUAUUACUGAAAGUAAUUUGUAGGACUGUAAAAAAUUCCCACUGUCGAUGCAAUCUCUCGUGAUAGAUUUGUUAAAUAGAAUUCUCGAGCUAUUGAAAUAUCUGAGAACUAAGACUUUUCUUUGUUUUAAGGAAUAGUGAUUGAAGUUGAUUGAACAUAUUAUUUUUUUUUUGACGUACUGAUUGAUGCGUCUGCUUUGUGGACAUUGUGGACAUUGAAGGAAGUAGAACUAAUAAAAUGUUUUUAGAAAAAUGAAAAAAGAGAUUUAAUGCAGUUUUUUCCGGGUAUUUUUUUAAUUGAUGGAGAAGAUGUUUGAUUUUUAAUUGAGGGGGUUUUUCAUUUUGUCUUGUUAUGCGUUCAUUUUGGGAAUACAACGUUUCCUGCGGAGAAUGUAAUUUCUUUUUUAAAUGUCCUGGAAUUUCUUGAUAAAACUUUUGUUUUUAAUAGGAGAAAUGAACAUGGCAGACAUUUUCAUUUGUUACUAUUGAGUUUUUUUGUUAAUUUAACAUGAAGAUUACAUAAAUUCAUCGGGAAUGAGUGGAAUUAGAGGAAAAUGUCAGAAUUUUUUUGUCGCAA
Messenger RNA from Diachasma alloeum, 1616 nucleotides. RefSeq names its product MAD2L1-binding protein. The coding region runs from base 275 to 1033 and encodes 252 amino acids. The record is from RefSeq and is a predicted model, not a curated record. The transcript has 3 exons. Gene Ontology annotation, cellular component: nucleus. Gene Ontology annotation, biological process: regulation of exit from mitosis. Lineage: Eukaryota; Metazoa; Arthropoda; Insecta; Hymenoptera; Braconidae.